This is a messenger RNA of Rhinocladiella mackenziei CBS 650.93, 621 nucleotides long. RefSeq lists its product as uncharacterized. NCBI's taxonomy places the organism in Eukaryota, Fungi, Ascomycota, Eurotiomycetes, Chaetothyriales, Herpotrichiellaceae. The coding region runs from base 1 to 621 and encodes 206 amino acids. The record is from RefSeq and is a predicted model, not a curated record. The transcript has 3 exons.
AUGAAGACCAUCGUCGUCAUUGGAGGCACCGGCGCUCAAGGAAGCGCCAUUGUUGAGCAUAUAUCCGCCACAAACGAGUUCAAAAUACUUACCCUGACACGCAAUACUACGUCAAAAUAUGCCCAAGAACUUACCAGCCUCCCAAAUGAGGCCGCCCAACGAUCUGACUAUGCCUUCAUGAACACGGACGGCUUCAAUCUUGGUGAGCAGGCUGAGACAUAUUGGGGAAUUAGGCUAUUUGAGCUAUCGAUCAAAGCUGGAGUGAAGCAUUUCAUCUACAGUGGACUGGACUACAAUGGCAGGAAGGCUGGCUAUGACCCAAGCUUGUAUGUGGGUCAUUACGAAGGGAAAGCAAGAGUCCAAGGGGACGACGGCGUUUUCCGCCUCAAGAUUCCAAUCGGCCAAGGAGCAGUCCCUUUCAUUCACUUGGGUGACUUUGCACGCUAUGUACCCUGGAUCCUAUCGAAUCCAAAAGAGUCGAAUGGCAUGACUUUGCAAAUUGCCACUGCUCACGUUUCCGGUCCAGAGCUGGCAAGAGCUUUUGCCGCUGCUACUGGACACAAGGCAGAAUAUGUUGAUAUUCCUGCUAAGGACUGGGUUGAGGCAAUGUUCAAUACAUGA